CGAAAACAUCCGCACUCGCCUUGCCACUUUCUGGAUUGCGGCAAGUCUUUGAGCAGUUGAGGGUUGCAUCUUCGUUAUUGCUGGAAGGGGAACGCGGGCGGAGUAUCUUGAAGCCUCCAGCCAUUCUCUCUGAGUGGGAUCCGCAGUCCAACCAGCAGCACCUGGCACAACUCUCUGCAUUGAGCUUGUCGAUGACGUUAGUGAGGAGCCGUUGCGCUACUCCCAACGUGGGAACUGUCAGCCCGGCAUGCGCUUCGGCCCGAGAUUGUCGACUCCCAGAUCCACUGGGACAUCUGCGAGGCCGAAUGCGAGCUCGAGCGCAUGCCGGAGUACAUCUCAAGGCCGACCAGAUCCAUUCCAUGGGACGGCAUCGUGGCGAUCGGCAACGCGACCAAGGACCAGAGCUGGUGGCAGGACCCUGCUGGCGACGACCCGACGCUCUUGUUCAGCAUUGAUGCCAGCGUUCGAGACCAAGACCUCGACAACGUGCUUGCAAGGAAGCUGCAGCAGCACGCGGUCGAGACCGGCAUCCCGCUCAAGGCGAUGCACGUCGACGUCACGAAGCUGUGGAUCAAGGACAGGACGCUCGAGCUGGUCUCCUACUACGACUACGAGCCGCCCUGGCAGAGCCCCGGCGCGGACGCGCGGGAGCUCUUCUUCCCCCUUGAGGUCUACGGCAGCUGGCUCAGCCACACCACUGAGGACGGGCGCACGACUGGAGCGGGCUCGGCGAAGCGCUGCAGAAGGCCGCGGAGGUGGGCGGCACCGUCAGCUUCCUGGUGCAGUCGGUGGGCGCCGAGCCAUGCUUCAUCGCACCGCCGGGCGAGGACCUCGACCACGUGA
Prorocentrum cordatum is the source of this 843-nucleotide messenger RNA. Lineage: Eukaryota; Dinophyceae; Prorocentrales; Prorocentraceae. The record is from the annotation of a GenBank genome assembly.